Messenger RNA from Lemur catta (Ring-tailed lemur), 8656 nucleotides. It is a transcript of the gene ARHGAP26, whose product is annotated as Rho GTPase activating protein 26. Gene Ontology annotation, biological process: signal transduction. Gene Ontology annotation, cellular component: cytoplasm. Gene Ontology annotation, molecular function: protein binding; GTPase activator activity. NCBI's taxonomy places the organism in Eukaryota, Metazoa, Chordata, Mammalia, Primates, Lemuridae. The transcript is spliced from 23 exons. Bases 344 to 2788 code for a protein of 814 amino acids. The record is from RefSeq and is a predicted model, not a curated record.
GGCUGCCGGAGAGCGAGCCAGCAAAGGAGGCGGGGAGGCGGCGGCCGCACUUGCUCGCCUGCUCGCUCUCUUCGCGGCGCCACUGCUGCUCCGCCGCUGCGCUGCCCGCUUGCCUGCCGCUCCCCUGCGCGCAGCCGGAGCAGCUGCCCGUCGGCUGGGUCCCGGCGGGGUUCGGGAGUCGCGCGCGCCCGCGGACACCGCGCGGUGGGCGAGCCGGCGCCACACCUGUGGAGCCGGCGGCCGUCGGGGGUGCCGGCCAGGGUCCCGCCGCGUGCGGGUGGUGGGCGGCGGGCCGCCCGGGCUCCGGGGGAGGGGCAGCCCCCGGCUGGGCGCCGCGGGCACCAUGGGGCUCCCUGCGCUCGAGUUCAGCGACUGCUGCCUCGACAGCCCGCACUUCCGAGAGACGCUCAAGUCGCACGAAGCGGAGCUGGACAAGACCAACAAAUUCAUCAAGGAACUCAUCAAGGACGGGAAGUCACUCAUCAUCGCGCUCAAGAAUUUGUCUUCAGCGAAGCGGAAGUUUGCAGAUUCCUUAAAUGAAUUUAAAUUUCAGUGCAUAGGAGAUGCAGAAACAGAUGAUGAGAUGUGUAUAGCAAGGUCUUUGCAGGAGUUUGCCACUGUCCUCAGGAAUCUGGAAGAUGAACGGAUACGGAUGAUUGAGAAUGCCAGUGAGGUGCUCAUCACUCCCUUGGAAAAGUUUCGAAAGGAGCAGAUCGGGGCUGCCAAGGAAGCCAAAAAGAAGUAUGACAAAGAGACAGAGAAGUAUUGUGGCAUCUUAGAAAAACACUUGAAUUUAUCUUCCAAAAAGAAAGAAUCUCAGCUGCAGGAGGCAGACAGCCAAGUGGACCUGGUCCGGCAGCAUUUCUAUGAAGUAUCCCUGGAAUAUGUCUUCAAGGUGCAGGAAGUCCAAGAGAGAAAGAUGUUUGAGUUUGUGGAGCCUCUGCUGGCCUUCCUGCAAGGACUCUUCACUUUCUAUCACCAUGGGUAUGAACUGGCCAAGGAUUUCGGCGACUUCAAGACACAGUUGACCAUCAGCAUACAGAACACAAGAAAUCGCUUUGAAGGCACCAGGUCAGAGGUGGAAUCACUAAUGAAAAAGAUGAAGGAGAAUCCACUUGAGCACAAGACCAUCAGUCCCUACACCAUGGAAGGAUACCUCUAUGUGCAGGAGAAACGUCACUUUGGAACUUCUUGGGUGAAGCACUACUGUACAUAUCAGCGGGACUCCAAACAAAUCACUAUGGUACCAUUUGACCAAAAGUCAGGAGGAAAGGGGGGAGAAGAUGAAUCGGUCACCCUCAAAUCCUGUACGCGGCGGAAAACAGACUCUAUUGAGAAGAGGUUUUGCUUUGAUGUAGAAGCAGUAGACAGGCCAGGGGUUAUCACCAUGCAGGCAUUGUCAGAAGAGGACCGGAGGCUCUGGAUGGAAGCCAUGGAUGGCCGGGAACCUGUCUACAACUCGAACAAAGACAGUCAGAGCGAAGGGACUGCGCAGUUGGACAGCAUUGGCUUCAGCAUAAUCAGGAAAUGCAUCCACGCUGUGGAAACCAGAGGGAUCAAUGAGCAAGGGCUGUACCGGAUCGUGGGGGUCAACUCCAGAGUGCAGAAAUUGCUGAGUGUUCUGAUGGACCCCAAAACAGCUUCCGAGACAGAAACAGAUAUCUGUGCUGAAUGGGAGAUAAAGACCAUCACUAGUGCUCUGAAGACCUACCUAAGAAUGCUUCCAGGACCACUCAUGAUGUACCAAUUUCAAAGAAGUUUCAUCAAAGCAGCAAAGCUAGAGAACCAGGAAUCUCGGAUCUCUGAAAUCCACAGCCUUGUUCAUCGGCUCCCAGAGAAAAAUCGGCAGAUGUUACAGCUGCUCAUGAACCACUUGGCAAAUGUUGCUAACAACCACAAGCAGAAUUUGAUGACAGUGGCAAACCUUGGUGUCGUGUUUGGACCCACUCUGCUGCGGCCUCAAGAAGAAACAGUAGCAGCCAUCAUGGAUAUCAAAUUUCAGAACAUUGUCAUUGAGAUCCUAAUAGAAAACCAUGAAAAGAUAUUUAACACCGUGCCUGAUGCGCCUCUCACCAAUGCCCAGCUGCACCUGUCUCGGAAGAAGAGCAGCGACUCCAAGCCCCCAUCCUGCAGCGAGAGACCCCUGACGCUGUUCCACGCUGUGCAGUCGACAGAGAAACAGGAACAAAGGAACAGCAUCAUCAACUCCAGUUUGGAAUCUGUCUCAUCAAACCCAAACAGCAUCCUUAACUCCAGCAGCAGCUUACAGCCCAACAUGAACUCCAGCGACCCAGACUUGGAUGUGGUCAAACCCACCCGGCCCAACUCACUCCCCCCGAAUCCAAGCCCAACUUCACCCCUCUCGCCAUCUUGGCCCAUGUUCUCGGCGCCAUCCAGCCCUAUGCCCACCUCAUCCACGUCCAGCGACUCAUCCCCCGCCAGGUCUGUUGCAGGGUUUGUUUGGUUUUCUGUUGCUGCUGUUGUUCUCUCAUUGGCUUGGUCCUCUCUUCAUGCAGUGUUCAGCCUCCUCGUCAACUUUGUUCCCUGCCAUCCAAACCUGCACUUGCUUUUUGACAGGCCAGAAGCAGCGGUUCAUGAAGACUCCAGCACGCCGUUCCGGAAGGCGAAAGCCCUGUACGCCUGCAAAGCGGAGCAUGACUCGGAGCUGUCAUUCACAGCAGGCACGGUCUUCGACAACGUUCGUCCGUCGCAGGAGCCUGGCUGGUUGGAGGGGACUCUGAACGGAAAGACUGGCCUCAUCCCUGAGAACUACGUGGAGUUCCUCUAACCAUGGGCCCCAGCAGGACUGCUGAGCUUUGCAUGGUAUCCAUGACAACUGCUGAUUCCAGGGUUGCAGGCCAUUUCUCUCUGCCACUGAGAAAUGCAGCGUGACUGACCCUGUUGCUGCCUGUCAACACGAAUGUCUCUGUGAACUCUGGUGUCACCCAUCUCCACGAUCAUCUCAGCUGACCCUCGGUGACACUGCAAGGAACAGAAGUCAAUCAGCAGAGGAAGCCAUUUGCUUUUGACAACCGAGAGAAAGGCUCGCAAAGCCAUUCUCUCCUGCGUGCCCUAACGAGGGAGCACUCAUUUUGUUUCAACAGUCGUCCAAACCCCCAGCCUUCUGAAAGAGGAAGUGAGAUACAAGCGGUUCCAAGAGCACACAGCAUAGCUAAGUCUGACGGGGCUGGGCGAAGAAAUUGGCACCGAGAUCCAGUCCAGGUCCCUUGCUUUUGUUUACGGUAGACGCUCUCUCUACCCCACCUCUAAAUACUUGAGAGCCACCAUGCUACAGGCGGCUGGGUCUGUCUGUCUGGACGCAGGAGGAAGAGGGGUCACGGCAGUGCUUAUGUAACAUCCAAUCUCUCACCGUCUCCGAAGCGCCGUUGGCCCAGCAGCAGAAUUCAGUCCAGGCCUCUCAUGCAAGGGAACACCCCCUCGCCCCACCACGCUCCCUCCUCCCCAGCGAGGAGCCGCUCCACCACUCAGGGCUGCCAUUGCCUAGUCUCCACGGCAACCCAACCUACUCUAAAACCAAACCAAAAAAAAAAAAUACUCUCUUUGCACGACAUGUUUUUUCAACUCCCUUUUGGUAGUUUUUAAAAUGGUUUUCCAACAACCUGAAGCAGAAAAUCAAGGAACUAGGGUGGUCUACUUGGGGCAGACAGGAUAGCAGCUGCAAACUGUUCCCUUUCUGAUGAAUUUCAACAGCAUCAGGAUAUAUUUGGAGCAAAUUCUAGUAACCUCUUGAGAUUAAAUUAGCUACAGGCUUAAUGUUUCUGUUCUUCCAUGCAACUGGUGUUUGCUUCCUAGAGGGUAAGAUGCUCCCUCCCUAUGGGUGACACCAUCCCUUUACCUAACAGGUUCCCCCGUGUCCAGUGCUCACUCGUCCCUGCCCCCGCCUGCCUGUAACCCACCACUGAGCUGCCCCCUCGCCCUGCUCUAGGCUGCUGAAUACCAGUGGGUGCCCUGGUGGUUUUCAAGGAUAAUUCCUGGGCUAACCCCACAACCUAUAGUUUAAAAGGACAUCUAUGUUCACUGCCACUCAGAAAAAGGGAAUUCUCAGUCCUUCAAGGCAUGAGACUAAUAUAAGCUGUUGUGAUUCAGGAAGACACCAAAAGGUUGGGGCAUGGAGGGUGGGAUGGGGACCUUCUGAGAAAGGGAAUUUUCUGGUCAAAAGGGUCUAUGUCUUGGGGAAGACUGCCUAGGAUGUGGAAGUUCUGCCUGGACAUUUCGAAUUCACCCAGCUUCCAAAGAGCAGAGUCAUCAGUAUCUUCCACAUGUGACUGUCCUUGCGAGAGUGACUCUGGACAAACUGCAGACUAAUGGGCCGUCAGGCUCCCCAGGAGCCCCUCGGAUGGCAGCGUGGCUCCAGAGAGUGUCUCCUGCUUCUGGAAUUCCUCAUUAGGGAACUUCAAAGAAGAAAAGAAAAACUUGAAUUGUGUUGAAUUACUGUAUCUUUUACAUUUUUUUUUUUGAAAAGAUAAACUUGUAAAUAGAGUGAUUUGAAAUACUAUAUGGUAAAGUUUUAUAUUUGAUAUUCUUUAAGCUUAGUUGCUCCACACAUUUAGGCUUUGAUUGGUGAACAGGUGGAUUGGACAGGGAGAGAGAAGAGGCAAGGUUGAAGAGAGUCAAGGUCUUUGUCCCCUCUCUGGCCUGGAGGAAGACCACGUCCCUGUGCUCACUCUCUGUUGGUUCUUGUUGGUGGGUGUGACAGAUCGAUGGUGUUCAGUCUUCUUUAUCCACGUGUGUUUGUGAUCAUUCCUUGAGCUUUGGAUUUGGAGAUGGAAAGAGCAUCAUCAGGCGAUGAGUUUUUCAGAAAACUCCUACUUAGUAAGAUGAAGCUCAGGGUCUCAAUAGGUGGGGCCAGGGUGAGAUUUUUAGUUUUUCUUCUCAGGUGUAUUUCUUGGUGCCCCACAAUGUCAGGACAGAAGGCAACAGAACAAUUGUCGUGCUCCUUACUUCUUUUCUCCACAUCUUCUUAAGGCUUUAUAAAUGAGGGCAAGCUGGUUUGCAAAUUGUGUGUGCAUCUGUAAGUUCUAAAAAAAAAAAAAAUUCUAGCUUCUUAUAAUCUUUAGUUCUUGAUCUGCUGCUUCCCCUUUUCCUAGACAUGUUUAUGCCUUUCCCUCCCACCACCAGGUUCCCUAGAACCCCCACGUAAGGAAAAGUCUCCAAGAGGAACAUACAUUGUACAUUGUACCUCUAAAGAUGGCUCUGAAGUUAUCAGGGGUUCAUCAUUGUGAUUCCCUGUUCAGUUUAUCAGCUCGAGGAUUCUACAGCUGUUACCCAGGAACUCACCCAGGAGCAAGCACCAUGUUACCAUUGAAUCGGGGAACGAGAAUGAAGAAUGGGCAAGACUAAGAUAGGACUGCAGAAAGCCAUCGCUGAAAACCCAGGAAGAAAGGGGAUAUACUAAUAGGGUGGGCCAGCUCCCUCUGCACUUGGGAGCAGCUAGUUGGGAAAUGGGGCCUGAGGGGGUGGGCGUUCAUAUACCGUGUGCUUCCCGUUCAGAAAGAGCACAACAUGCUUUUAACACACUUGAUGUUUUCAGUUGUCAUCUGCCCCAUCAAAAGCCUAGCUGGAGCUCAUGUAGAGAAAUAGAAGGCCAAGAUCCUUGCUUUGGGAGUUUCCUCACUGAAGCAUACCUGUACAUGUACCUGUACACUUGGCCCCAGUGUGGCUCUUCCCUCCCUCCGGAGUUAGCCCUGAUUUGAAGCCAGAAGGAAACAGAGCUGCUACCAGUGGGAUCUUUUAGAUAGACUCCUUCCCUGUGGCCAUGCUGGGCCUGUGACAGGUGGCUGCUCUUUCUCCCUUUGCCCAGCCAAGCUCCCCUCCUCUCCAUUAGCUACAGAACUGGAGAAACUGUUCAGAAUAGGAGCCAACGAGUCGGAAGGAACUUGAAGACUAAAAAUAGAUUUUACCCUCUCCACUGUCCACACCGCCACCCCUAACUCUCUCUGCUUGAGUAGGGGACUUUAGGGCAGAUUAGGAGGAUGAAUUGGGUCUCAGGGUGGAAGACCAUUGCCCAAGAGCCUCGAGUUUCGUUUGCAAGGCCCUGGGAUCAGGUAGCCAGAGGCUGAAUCUUUUAGGGAUAUUAAGAUCAGUGUCUCCUUUAGGUUCCUCACAGAAUUCCGUAGCUAGAGCAUGCCAUGCCACGCAAAGAUAGCUGGUUUCAAAACCCUGCCCCCAGGCAAGUAAAACUGUGACAUGCUCAAGACUAAAGGUAAUCUCUCUUGUUUUCAAAAUUAACAUGUAGGAUGGACCCCGUACAGUACAGCUGUCCUCGGUAUCCUAGAAUUGGAGCCAGUUUUUAGCUUAGUGUGCUUAGUAUUUCUACAGCCAGUAUGUGUUUUGUUAUGUCAGACCAAACCAUCUUUUUCAACAUCAUUUCUGUUCAUCUCUUCCUGCUGAGUGCUUUUUGGACAGAGAAGCAAAGAGAAAGAGAAAAUGAGCAAUCAAAUCCUUACAGACUGGGAUUAGUAGGACAGAGCUAUGUUAGUGACAGGGUCAUUGCAGGGACUUGUGCAGGACUCCAGAGUUGCCUGUGCCAUACCCGUGGCUUGAAGGGAAGGCUUUCUAUUGACUGAGUCUGUCUUUCAUGAAGAUGGCAACCCCAGCCACACUAAAAGUUCUGUCUUGACGACAGAAGCUCCCAAAGCAUCCAUGAUUGAGGGGUAGGGAAACAGAAGCAGCCAAAGAUAACCUGAUUCGUGACUGUCUAGUGGGACCUUUCAUCUCUGGAUUCUGCUUCCGAAAGCAAGUCUGGGUCACUGAGUUUUAUAGACAUGGGACUCCCAGGUACAACAGUGGCCACCAUGGCACCCAGAGUUUGCCCUCGUAUCGAAUGUGUUAGGAGUGACCCAAUUACCCAAGUAGGUAGCCAGUAUUGAGGAAACCAACAGCCUCUAAGCUGCCUGACUUUAAAAGGAAUGUCCUAGGUGCUCUCUGUCUAGGGAGUCACCUGUCAUCCCUGCAAACCUGAGAGUAAUCAAUUACCUCGACAACCCUGCCCCACAUCCCUUUAAAGUUAGCAGGAUGUCCUCUUGCACACCCCGUGCUGGUGUUUAAAAAAUGUAUCUUGUCGUGCUCAGUGUGUUUGACAGCCACACGGAUCUGCUGGGCGCUGCACCCCUUCUCUGUGACUGUAGCAUCCAAAUGACACCAGCAGCACAGCAAUGAGCCCUGCGCAAUCCCACAGCAUGCCUGAGAUAAGACUCCAGCGAGUAAUAAUUAACUUUUUCCCUCCUGCCGCCUGCAUUACUUGUCUAAGUAAAGAGCUUCCCAGAGUGGAGGGAGAGGCCAUGUAGACAAUCCAGGUGUCGUUCAGGGCCAGUCCUUGCUGAAAUGCGGUCUUCUCAUAGGAGCACCCGUAUUCUUGGGAGAAAAAGUAUUGGAUGUAAAGUAACACCAGGACCACAUAGAAAGAGAAGGGUGAACCAUACUGAGGAACUUUGGAUAUUUUUUUUUUUUGAGAGGGAUAAAUAUUGUUCUUAAUAAGGAGAAAAAACAACUCAGAAAAAAAUUUGCAACUAAUAUUUUUGCACAAGUUUUGCAGGACAUUACACAAUGAAAACAUCUUUCAAGGUGAAGUGCUUUAGACAGUAAAGACUUAGCACAGUCCUAGACUUAUGUAAGGGUGGCAAAUGCUGUUAUGUCAAAAUUUAGUGUAGUCAUUGAGAACCACGGUGUUAACCAAGAUGUCAGAGUUACCUGGAGGAGUCCUGGAGAGGCCAAGACAUUCUGCACCAUUCUACAUCAACGAUGUCAACAAAGUCGCCCAAACAGACAGUGACAAGCAUCUUUCUUGGGUAUCCAGAAACCAGAACCAACCUGUAUCUGAAAAUAUACAUUGAUGAUUCUAAAGUAUAUAUGUGUUCGUAUGUGUUUGUGUGUGUGUAUAGCACAUAUUUACAUAAAGGCAAAAGACUCGUACAGAGACCCACAUGAGCUGGCAGCUGAUGAGCCUUUAAGAUCUGGAGGUUGACAAGUAGAGAAAUGAGAGAGGCUGUUGAUUGCCUGUCAAAAUGAUCAAAGAUGUAAAUUAAGUGCCAUUUUAAAACUGUGUUCAUAUUUAUCGAAUGGUUACUAUCUGCAGCUAUGUUCCCUGUUAACUUAUUAAAAGUCAUGUUGAAAAAAAUAUCAAACCCAUAAAUGCUUAGUAGGUAAUGCUAGGCUAGUGUUCAGAAGCACUCUAAAAGACACUUUGUCCAUAUUUUGGAAAAGAAAAUAUUUGCAUGUUUAAUUCAUAAUUUAGGCUACCUUUGAGUAUACUGUAAAGUGCUGUGUGAUAUAAUAUCAGUAAAGUACUUAUAAAAAUGGCACUUUAAUGUUUUCUUUUUAAAAAUCAUAAAUAAUGCACUGUUUUAAACUUCAGUAUUGACUAUGGACUGGUGCAUAGACUCCAAUUCCGUAAUUAAAAAGUAAUCUGUGACUAGAAUAGAACUUGUUCCCUGUUAUUAGAAAACAGUUUUGCCAUGUUCAGGCUUUUUUAAAAAAUGUGCUUUUGUGUCACUAAAUAUAUCUAUAAAGAAAAUACAAUUUCUGUUGAGUGACCUCUGAAACUUGGCUUUCUUACAUUUGGUUGGUUUAUGUGACAAUCGCCAUGAAAUGCGUGGAAGUAUGAUUUUGAAUUAAAUGACUUUUCCAUUUGGUGGUA